AUGCUGGAUUCCGGAAUAAACUCACGUGGAACUCUCGACGUGUCGCACACAUGCGUUAAAGGAUCCACUGAGUUUGCAAACUACCCCACCCCAAACAUCACGGCUCAGGAAAGUUUACGAAAGAACGAGGCUAUGAGAACCGGUACUCCCAGGGAACCGAGGGCCGUUACUUCUUCUCUGAAUAGUAUUCACAUCUCCCCUCGCACACCCAGAACGCCACGGGCCACAAUGGGAGAAGACGAGGAUGAGGAGACGGAAAUGUCCCUUCUUAACGAGGAAGAACGGAUUCAAUCAGCUCGUACAUUUCAUGAUGGACAUUCAACGGAUGAGGUAGAUGGAGAUCUUUCGAAGCGCCCCAUAUCCGCGAAGGACAAGCGCGGAAUGAUCUUCUUCAAGGAAUACCAACUCAAAUGGGGUGUGCCUCAUUUGACACUGAGCGGUUAUCUACGAUUCUGGAGUGUUAUAUGCUUCAUUGUUACGCUCUGGCUCAUCUUCUUCAAAAAAGAGGAUAAAGAACCUGCCACUGACAGUGAUAUGAGCAUCAAAGCAGUUUACAAAACUAUAUGGCAAAUUUGCCAAUUAAAGCAUAUUCAACUUCUCAUCGUAGUACACCUGUUUGCUAAAAUAGGCUUUGCAGCAAAUGAUGCCGCGACUGGCCUGAAAUUAGUAGAAAAGGGGUUCAGACGAGAGGAUCUUGCUCUUGUAGUCCUAAUCGACUUUCCCUUCCAGAUCAUGGGUGGUUGGCUUGCCGCAAAGUGGUCUAGAGGGGACAAACCUCUUCGUCCUUGGAUCUAUGCCUUUUGGCCCCGUCUCUUCUUCGCUCUCGUGGCAACUUUAAUUGUUUUGUGGUUCCCGAAUCCUCCGAUAUCCAUGAGCUUCUUUGUGCUGCUUGUUCUGCAUACGAUUCUAUCGUCUUUUGCUUCAACUGUACAAUUUGUUGGAAUCUCUGCUUUCCACACUCGUGUGUCGGAUCCAUUAAUAGGAGGAACGUAUAUGACGUUACUAAACACAUUCACCAAUAUGGGAGGUACCUGGCCCAAAUGGUUUGUUCUGAAAGGCAUCGAUAUCUUCAGUGUUGCUACGUGCAAGGUACCUCAAGUAGAAAUUGACGUCAAAGCUACCGAAUGUGUGUCGGAUCAUGGAAAAGCCGCUUGCAAAGGCAUUGGUGGAACUUGUGUUGAAGAGACUGAUGGAUAUUACAUGGUUUCUGCGAUUUGCUUGUUGUUCGGCGUCAUAUUUUUGGUCGCAUUCAUUAUACCAACUGCCCGCAAACUGCAAAAACUCCCUAUUUCAGUGUGGCGAGUAAAGAUGCAGUAA
This is a messenger RNA of Psilocybe cubensis, 1317 nucleotides long. RefSeq lists its product as uncharacterized. The record is from RefSeq and is a predicted model, not a curated record. Bases 1 to 1317 code for a protein of 438 amino acids. Gene Ontology annotation, molecular function: acetyl-CoA transmembrane transporter activity. NCBI's taxonomy places the organism in Eukaryota, Fungi, Basidiomycota, Agaricomycetes, Agaricales, Agrocybaceae. The transcript has 11 exons. Gene Ontology annotation, cellular component: membrane.